CUAAAACUUCACAAACAGAUCAUAAAAGUGGACGAGUGUCUGUGCGGCUAUAUGCGCCGCCCUAUACAACCUUUCCCAAUAAAUUUUGAAAUUUCUUCUCUACUCCGUAUUUGCUAAUCUUUUACGGCGUCGUGUUUCUCAAUAGAUUUCGGAAUUCACUUUAACAAUAACGCUUCAUCGAUUCUCAUACGGCGUCGUGUUUCUUCUCCAUUUGCUAAUCUCUUAACCGUUUUUCUGGCCUCGAAUUUUAGACUAAAAUUUCGAUUUCCAAUGUAUAUAAUUUGAUCUGGUAUUAUUUUUGUUCAGUUCUUGAUUUUUGGAUGAGAGUUGUGGAAUUAGGUUAUCUUUUUGUAUACCUCCGAUUCUACCAUUAUAUCCGCUUUUACAAUCACCAGUUCGAGACUAAGUUAGUUGGUGGUCUGCUCGGGAUAAGGCCAGUCUUCCAGCUUAUAAGAAGUUAUUAACAUCUGGAAGUGAAUUGAAUGCUUUGUAGCAGGAUCAUCAUCUUAUGCCGCUAGCAUCUGGAAUUAAAUUGAAUGCUCUGUUCUGGGAUUAUCAUCUUAUGACGCUUUUGAACUCCAGGAGCAAAAUUUGUUUCUGAAAUGGAAGCGGCUGGCUCUUUGCAACUUCCGCAUUAUCUGGGAGUUCGAAAGAACCAGAUUCCCUAUCAACGGUGGCCGAAUGAGAUUGGGGGGAGCAGGUUGCGAAGCUCUAGCAGUAGACUGCCACCAUUUCCUAUUAAGCAGGAUUAUUGGAGUCUUCAUCUUUCAAAGGCUUUACAAGCAGAGAGAAAUGUUAUUUUGUAUAGAAACAAUAGGUUUCGGUGUAGUUCUUCCUUAAGACCAGGACAGCCUGUUGACACUACGUCUAUAAAGAAUGCUGUUAUAUGUGUUACAAGAUCAUACAAUUGGUUACAAAGCUGCCCUCUUAUCCUCAAGUUGAUACCAGCUGUUGGAGUUAUUGCCUUUGGGCUAUGGGGUUUGGGACCAAUGUUGCGCCAAAGUAGAAACUUAUUCCUCCGUAAAAGUGAUAGUAGUUGGAGCAAGAGUAGCACAUAUCAUGUUAUGGCCUAUUAUCUUCAACCUAUGGUGCUGUGGACUGGAGUGAUGCUUGUCUGCAGAGUAGUGGAUCCCAUGGUUCUUCCAACAGAAGCUAGUCAAAUUGUAAAAGAACGGCUUCUAAAUUUUGUGAGAUCGUUGUCAACAGUGUUGGCAUUUGCUUAUUGUUUAUCAAGUGUAUUACAACAGUCACAGAAGUUUUUCAUGGAGACAAAUGACACCUCCGAUACCAGAAAUAUGGGCUUCCAGUUUGCUGGAAAAGCUGUAUAUACUGCUGUGUGGGUUGCUGCAGUGUCAUUGUUCAUGGAGUUGCUAGGUUUCUCUACUCAGAAGUGGUUAACUGCUGGAGGACUUGGGACUGUUUUGCUAACUCUUGCUGGUCGUGAGAUCUUCACAAAUUUCCUGUCAAGUAUAAUGAUACAUGCAACCCGACCUUUUGUAUUGAAUGAAUGGAUUCAAACAAAGAUUGAAGGUUAUGAAGUUUCUGGAACUGUCGAGCAUGUGGGUUGGUGGUCACCAACAAUUAUAAGAGGUGAAGAUCGUGAAGCUGUUCAUAUACCAAACCACAAGUUUACCGUUAAUGUUGUGAGAAAUCUCACCCAGAAAACUCAUUGGCGGAUAAAGACUCACCUUGCGAUCAGUCAUUUGGAUGUCAGUAAGAUUAAUAACAUUGUAGCUGAUAUGCGGAAAGUUUUAUCAAAGAAUCCUCAAGUAGAACAAAAGAAGUUGCACAAAAGAGUGUUCCUAGAUGAUAUUAAUCCUGAUAACCAAGCUCUCUCGAUCCUGAUAUCUUGCUUUGUGAAGACCUCACAUUUUGAAGAGUAUCUCUGUGUCAAGGAAGCUAUAUUGCUGGAUCUUCUGAGAGUAAUACGGCACCACCGAGCCAGAUUAGCCACCCCAAUCCGAACUGUUCAGAAGAUAUACAGUGAUGCAGAUCUGGACAACAUACCCUUUGCAGCAGACCCAACAUUCAACCGUGGGGCUGCCUCAACCCGCCCAUUGCUGCUCAUUGAGCCAACAAAAGUCAGAUCAGUGCGUGAGGAAGAUCACCCCAAGGGGGAGCGCAGUCCAACCCCACCUGAGAGCAAAGCUGUAGAACCUAAAGUGAAUGCCAUGUCACCAACACCUGACUCAACAAAAUUUGAGACAAAGGUUGGACAAGUUAAAACAUCCUCAAAACCGGUCUCCUCUAAAUCUGACCACAAUUCUUCAACAAAGCCACCGCUGCCACCACCACCACCACCAUCAUCAAAGCCUGGCAUGGAAGAGAACAUAGUACUUGGUGUUGCUCUUGAAGGUUCAAAGAGAACCCUUCCUAUCGAAGAAGGUAUGGAAGCACGAACAGAAGAAGUCAAGGAAUUGUCCAUGUCUCGUAGUAGUAGUAGUGGUAUUAAUGGUUCAGCAGUGUCUUCUGAAAAGGAUAAACAACAGAGUCAGCGUUCUUCAAGUACUGCUGAUCAGUUGGGUGGUCAGCUGGAAUGAUUUUAACGUACUGACCUGCAACUCCAGGUCAAUAGCUUUAUGACCAUUUUUGUGAACUAUUUUGAACAUCACAAGCUAAUGGUACUGACAUUCUUUUAGCAUCAUGUGGUUUAUUGUUUUCUUAGUUAAGUGGACAUGUUAUAAUUUAUGACAAUAUGACAUGCUUUCACAAUCCGGUUUCUCACAACAAAGAAGCUUGCCCGUAGCAUUUGUAGAAGACUGAUUUAACGCCAUAUUCUAAGGCUAUUUCUGUCCUCCAUUUGUUAUUAUUUAUUCUGAUUCUAGUCAUAUAAAAAG
Cuscuta europaea is the source of this 2837-nucleotide messenger RNA. The record is from the annotation of a GenBank genome assembly. NCBI's taxonomy places the organism in Eukaryota, Viridiplantae, Streptophyta, Magnoliopsida, Solanales, Convolvulaceae.